Messenger RNA from Rhineura floridana, 8039 nucleotides. RefSeq names its product zinc finger protein 91-like. Lineage: Eukaryota; Metazoa; Chordata; Lepidosauria; Squamata; Rhineuridae. The transcript is spliced from 10 exons. Gene Ontology annotation, molecular function: DNA-binding transcription factor activity, RNA polymerase II-specific; RNA polymerase II cis-regulatory region sequence-specific DNA binding. Bases 185 to 5800 code for a protein of 1871 amino acids. Gene Ontology annotation, biological process: regulation of transcription by RNA polymerase II. The record is from RefSeq and is a predicted model, not a curated record.
ACAGGCUCCUCAACUGGAACAGAGAAAGACGAGCGAGCUGCCUUUCCCCCGCCCGCCUAUUCUCUCCUUUCAGGAGACCUGCGUUUCCAAACCGAAAUUGCUUUGCACCUCUUUCUCCUUUUUUUUUUUUUUUGCAAAAAAUCAAUACAUUGGAGAGCUGUGCAUAUUUCCAAGGACUAGAGCCAUGGAAAGCCUACAUGGAUCAGCACAAGAAAUGAAAGUGGAGGAUCAUGACUCUGCAAAACCUGGGGAGAAAUCGGAGGUAGGCAUGCCAGGCCCUCAUGUUAUCCAGAACAAACUAGGCCCUCAUGCUAUCCGGACUAGAACGACCCGAGAGCUCCAGGCAGGGAUGACUCCGGGACCGAUGUGGGAAGCCCCAUCACAGGAAUUCUUGAAAACGCAGCAGUACUCAUGUUUCAGGAUGAGAAACCCGCUGAUGGAGCCCUCCCUAUGGAAUCACACCACAGCUUUUCACCCCUUUUUCAAGGGGAUAGCCGACGCCAGGCAGUGGCCCAGAAGAGAAUGGGUUCCAGGUCUCAAAGGAGGCAUCCUCGAGGCCUCCAGAAGCCUGGAUGCUUCUAAGAAAGUGAAGGAAGAGAUCCCAGAUGACAAAGAUGCCAUCGGCUUGGAGACACGAUGCCAGCGCUUCAGACAGUUCUGCUACCGGGAAGCGGAGGGCCCCCGAGAAAAUGGCAGGCAGCUCCUGGAGGUUUGUUUCCAAUGGCUGAGGCCCGAGAAACACACCAAGGAGCAGAUCCUGGAGCUGGUGAUCCUGGAGCAGUUCUUGGCAAUCCUGCCUAAAGAGAUGCAGGGGUGGGUGCGGGGACACAGCCCAGAAAACAUGUCCCGGGCGGUGGCCCUGGCUGAAGGCUUUCCUCUCCUCUUUGAAGAGCCCAAGAGAUGGGAACAAAAGCCGCCAGGAUUGCUGAAGGAGGCCUUUGCUGACUUCCCAUUGUUGGAGCAGAAUCCAUCAGAGUCCCAACAAACCCUUCAUGUGGAGGCUAAGCAAGAAGACAACAGAACAGCCUGCUUGCUGGCAGAUGACUGGCAAGCAAGCGAUGAUGAGGUAGAGACUUUUGAGGUGGAAGAAGGACCUGAGCAAACUGAACUCAAUGGAUUAUCAAAGGAUGGCACAAAUGGAAUUAAUUUCCAGGGACCAAACAUACGAGAAACAUUUGGAAGUCACCAGGGACAGGAGAACCUCUGUGUUGACAAAUGUUUUCCAGAAGCGUCUUCCUGCGUAAGAGAAACAGAGGGUCCUGACUGUGGGGAAAAACGCAGCCAAAGCUCUGAUCUUCCAAAGAGACGGCCAGCCCGAAAGCGAAAGAAAACACAUGUGUGCUCAGAGUGUGGGAAAGCCUUCGAUCGGCUCUCAAUUCUGGCUAACCACCAGACCAUACACACAGGAGAGAAGCCGUAUCAGUGUGCAGACUGUGGGAAAGGCUUUGGUUAUAAAGCGCUUCUCGUGAGGCAUGGGAGAAGCCAUGAAGGACAAAAGCCAUAUAAAUGCUUAGAGUGUGGGAAAACAUUCAGUACCAGCACCAUCCUUUCCGAUCACGAGAGAAUCCAUACAGGAGAAAGGCCCUUCACUUGUGUUGACUGUGGGAAAUGCUUUAUUAAGAGGGGCCAUCUGAUGAGGCAUCAACUGACCCACACCGGAGAGAAAAGGUACAAAUGCUCUGAGUGUGACAAAAGCUUUGGUGAUAAAAGUCUCCUUACCACACACAAGAGAAGCCACACAGGGGAGAAACCAUACACCUGUUCUGAGUGUGGGAAAAGCUUCAGUCAAGGCUCACACCUCAUCACCCACAAGAGAAUCCACACUGGAGAGAAACCACAUAAGUGUUCACACUGUGGGAACAGCUUCAGUCGACGGUAUGAUCUUCUCAUUCAUGAAAGGACACACACAGGAGAGAAACCCUACCCAUGCCCAGAAUGUGGGAAAGCCUUCCGUCAGAGCUCACAGCUUUUUGUUCAUGGAAGGAUUCACAUGGGUGGGAAACCGUACCGAUGCUCAGAGUGUGGGAAAAGCUUCCGUUGGGAGAGCAGCAUUAAAAUGCACAUGAAAAACCAUGCUGGGGAUAGACCGUAUGCCUGCUUGGAGUGUGGCAAAAGAUAUGGCAAGUCUUCACACCUGAUUCGGCACAAGGCGACCCACACAGGGGAGAAACCAUUCAAGUGCUCCCAGUGUGAGAAAAGCUUCACCCAGAGCUCCGCACUGAGAGUGCAUCGGAGGAUGCACACUGGGGAGAAACCCUACAAAUGUUCAGACUGUGGGAAAAACUUCAGCCAGAGUUCAAAUCUCAGGACCCACAUGAGAAUCCACACGGGAGAGAAUGUGGAGAAACCAUAUAAAUGCCUGGAGUGUGGAAAGGGUUUCUGUGCAAGCAGUAGUCUUAUUGUACAUCAAAGAAUCCACACAGGGGAGAAAUCAUAUAAAUGUAUGGAAUGUGGAAAGAGCUUCAGUUCAUGUCAUAACCUAACUAUACAUCAAAGAACACACACAGGAGAGAAACCUUAUAAAUGUAUGGCGUGCAGAAAGUGUUUCAGCCAGAGUGCAAACCUUAAUACACAUCAAAGAACUCAUACAGGGGAGAAACCAUAUAAAUGCCUAGUGUGUGGAAAGGGCUUCCAUUGUAGUGGAAGCUUUACUAAACAUAAAAGGAUCCAUACAGGGGAGAAGCCGUUUAAAUGCAUAGAGUGUGGCAAGAGCUUCAGAUUAAGCAAUAGCUUUACUAAACACAAAAGAAUCCACAUGGGGGAGAAACCAUAUGAAUGUAUGCUAUGUAGAAAGAGCUUCAACUCUAGUGGAAACCUUAAUGUACAUAAAAGAACCCAUACAGGGGAAAAGCCGUUUAAAUGCAUGGAGUGUGGGAAGAGUUUCAGUGCAAGCACUAGCCUUACUAAACACCAAAGAAUCCACACGGGGGAGAAACCAUAUGAAUGUAUGGAAUGUAGAAAGAGCUUCAACACUAGUGGAAACCUUAAUAUACAUAAAAGAACCCAUACAGGGGAGAAGUUAUUUAAAUGCACGGAGUGUGGGAGGAGCUUCAGGAGCAGUUCAAAACUAAAGAAUCAUUGUAGAACCCACACAGGGGAGAAACCAUAUAGAUGCAUUGUGUGUGGAAAGUGCUUCAGCCAGAGUGCACACCUUACUUCACAUCAAAGAAUCCACACAGGGGAGAAACCAUUUAAAUGUAUGGAAUGUGGAAAGUGCUUUAGCCAGAGUGCACACCUUAGUAAACAUGAAAGAACCCACACAGGGGAGAAACCAUAUAAAUGCAUGGAGUGUGGAAAGUGCUUCUGCCAAACUGCACACCUUACUUCACAUCAAAGAACACACACAGGGGAAAAACCAUAUAGAUGCAUGGAAUGUGGAAAGAGCUUCUGUGUGAGCAAUAGCCUUAUUGCACAUCAAAUAACCCAUACAGAGGAGAAACCAUAUAAAUGUAUGGAGUGUGGAAAGUGCUUCAGCCAGUGUACAAAUCUAAAUGCACAUGAAAGAAUCCACACAGGGGAGAAACCAUAUAAAUGCAUGGAGUGUGGAAAGUGCUUCAGCCAGAGUUCAAACCUAAAUACACAUCAGAGAAUCCACAGAGAGGAGAAACCCUAUAAAUGUAGGGAGUGUGGAAAGUGCUUUAGUGGUAGUGGAGGUCUGUCUUUACAUGAAAGAAUCCACACAGGGGAGAAACCAUAUAAAUGCAUGGAGUGUGGAAAAUGCUUUAUUGGUAGCAGAAGUCUGUCUUUACAUGAAAGAAUCCACACUGGGGAGAAACCAUAUAAAUGCAUGGAGUGUGGAAAGUGCUUUAACCAGAGUGCAAAUCUUAGUACACAUCAAAGGACCCACAGAGAAGAGAAACCAUAUAAAUGCACGGAAUGUGGAAAGUGCUUCAGCCAGAGUACCUACCUCAAUAUACAUCAAAGAACUCAUACAGAGGAGAAACCAUAUAAUUGUCUAGUGUGUGGGAAGUGCUUCCAUGAUAGUGGAAGCCUUACUAAACAUCAAAGAACCCACACAGGGGAGAAACCUUAUAAAUGCAUGGAAUGUGGAAAGUGCUUCAGCCAGAGUGCAAACCUUAGAAUACAUCAAAGAACCCACACAGGGGAGAAACCAUAUAAAUGUAUGGAGUGUGGAAAGUGCUUUAGUGAUAGUGGAAGUCUGUCUUUACAUGAAAGAACUCACACAGGGGAGAAACCAUAUAAAUGCAUGGAAUGUGGAAAGUGCUUCAGCCAGAAUGCAAACCUUCAUGCACAUCAAAGAACCCACACAGGGGAGAAACCAUUUAAAUGUAUGGAAUGUGGAAAGUGCUUUGGACAGAAUACAAGUCUUAUAGCACAUCAAAUAACCCACACAGGAGAGAAACCAUAUGAAUGUAUGGAGUGUGGAAAGUGCUUUAGUGGUAGUAGAAGUCUGUCUUCACAUGAAAGAACCCACACUGGGGAAAAACCAUAUAAAUGCAUGGAAUGUGGAAAGUGCUUCAGCCAGAGUGCAAACCUUCAUGCACAUCAAAGAACCCACACAGGGGAGAAACCAUAUAAAUGUAUGGAAUGUGGAAAGUGCUUUGGACAGAGUGCAAGCCUUAUUGCACAUCAAAUAACCCACACAGGAGAGAAACCAUAUCGAUGUAUGGAGUGUGGAAAGUGCUUUAGUGGUAGUGGAGGUCUGUCUUUACAUCAAAGAACCCACACUGGGGAAAAACCAUAUAAAUGCAUGGAGUGUGGAAAGAGCUUCUGUGUGAGCAAUAACCUUAUUACACAUCAAAUAACCCACACCGGAGAGAAACCAUAUAAAUGUAUGGAGUGUGGAAAGUGCUUCAACCAGUGUGCAAACCUGAAUGCACAUCAAAGAACCCACAGAGGGGAGAAACCAUAUAAAUGCAUGGAAUGUGGAAAGUGCUUUAGUGGUACUGGAAGUCUGUCUUUACAUGAAAGGACUCACACAGGGGAGAAACCAUAUAAAUGCAUGGAGUGUGGAAAGUGCUUCAGCCAGAGUGCAAACCUUAAUACGCAUCAAAGAACCCACCGAGCGGAGAAACCAUAUAAAUGUAUGGAAUGUGGAAAGUGCUUCAGCCAGAGUGCAAACCUUACUAAACAUCAAAGAACCCACACAGGGGAGACGCCUUAUAAAUGCAUGGAAUGUGGAAAGUGCUUCAGCCAGAUUGCACACAUUAAUAUACAUCAUAGAACUCACACAGAGGAGAAACCUUAUCAUUGUCUAGUGUGUGGGAAGUGCUUUCAUGAUAGUGGAAGCCUUACUAAACAUCAAAGAACCCACACAGGAGAGAAACCAUAUAAAUGCAUGGAGUGUGGAAAGUGCUUCAGCCAGAGUGCAAAUCUUAAUACACAUCAAAGAACCCACACAGGAGAGAAACCUUAUAAAUGCAUGGACUGUGGAAAGAGAUUCAUCAGUAAUCAAAAACUUACUUCACAUGAAAGAAUACACACUGGGGAGAAACCAUAUAAAUGUAUGGUGUGUGGAAAGUGCUUCAGCCAGAUUGCCCAUGUUAAUAGACAUCAGAGAACUCACACAGAGGAGAAACCAUACAAAUGUCUAGUGUGUGGGAAAUGCUUCCAUAAUAGCGGGAACCUUACUAAACAUGAAAGAACUCACACAGAGGAGAAACCACAUAAAUGUACUGAAUGUGGAAAAAGGUUCAGGGUAAACAGUAACCUUACUAAACAUCAAAGAACCCACACAGGGGAGAAACCAUUUAAAUGUAUGGAAUGUGGGAAGUGCUUUAGCCAGAGUGCAAACCUUACAAAACAUCAAAGAACCCACACAGGGGAGAAACCUUACUAAACAUCAAAGAAUCCACACACAGGACAAACCAAACAUACGGAAUGUGGAAAGUGCUUUAUCAAGACUGCAAACAUUACUAAACAUGAAAGAACACAAACAGGAAAGAACCCAUAUGAAUGUAUGGAGUAUGGAAAGGCCUUCAGACAGCAUUAACAUCUUAAUUCACAUGAAAGACCCCACCCAGGAGAACAACCAUAUAACUACAUGAAAUAUGGAAAAAAACUUCACUGCCAUCCAGACUCUUACCUAUACCAGAGAAACCAUUUGAAUAUAUGGAAUGAGGAAAGAGCUUCAACUCUAGUUGAAACCUGAAUAUACAUUAAAGAACCCAUACGGGGAGAAGCCACUGAAAUGCACCGAGUCUGGGAAGGGCUUCAAUGUGAGCAGUAUUCUUACUUCACAUUGAAGAACCCACACAGGAGAGAAACCUUAUAAGUGCAUGGAGUGUGGAAAGAGCUUCAACUCUAGUGGAAACCUGAAUAUACAUAAAAGAACCCAUACGGGGAGAAGCCAUUGAAAUGCACCAAGUGUGGGAAGAGCUUCAAUGUGAUCAGUAUUCUUCACAUGAAAGAACCCACACAGGAGAGAAACCUUAUAAGUGCAUGGAGUGUGGAAAGAGCUUCAGGUCUAGUGGAAACCUUAACUUACAUAAAAGAACCCAUACAGGGGAGAAACUAUUUAAAUAUCUAAUGUGUGGAAAGUGCUUCCAAGAUGGCGGAAUCCUUAAUAAACAUCAAUGAAUGCACACGGGAGAGGCCAAAUAAAUGCAUAGAAUGUGGAAAGGUCUUGAACUUCCCAGGAGGAUCGCUCCGCCUGUGCUGCCUCUGGGACGGGCUCCCGUCUUGGUGGAAACUUUCAGUUUUAAAACCAGUCAGAAGGGCUUUUUGACUGGGGAAAAUUUCUUCCAGAUAAGGAAGAAACGUAGAGAUUUUCCACAGAGCUUUGUUGUGUUUGUUGGAGGCUGGAAUUCUGUGAAAGAAGGUCUUCCAGCAGCUCGGAGGGAGCUAGGAUUUCCAACCAGCUCAACUGAUUAAGUGAGCCGUUUUUUUUUCUUCAAAGAAAAACGGAUUAACAGGCAAGCAUCCUCCUGUCUUUUCUCAUUAUUUUGUUAUCAAUACAGCUAAAGAGAUUUGUCAAAGAACCAGCAAUUAAGAAAGCCUGGGUGAGUCAUAGCUUUCUCUUUUAUUCACGGAGCUAAGGGGAAGAAAAUAGAAAUAGUUUAUCUUUAUAUUCAGACCCAGUGCCUGCAGGAAGAAGGAGAACAUCGCCACCCAGGGAAAGAGAGCCUGCUGUUGCUGCUGCUGUUGGAACACCACCUCCACCACCCUUCCCAGUGGGACUGCUGCCUGGCAGACGUGCCUCCUGCAGGACCAGGUCCCAGGUACCCAGCCAGCUGUGACUAAUUUCCAUCACCUGUCCUUCUUUGGAGGGAUACAUAAGCCGGCUGGCUGAGGUGGCCUGGGAGACCCAGUGCCUGCAGGAAGAAGGAGAACAUCGCCACCCAGGGAAGGAGAGCCUGCUGUUGCUGCUGCUGUUGGAACACCACCUCCACCACCCUUCCCAGUGGGACUGCUGCCUGGCAGACAUGCCUCCUGCAGGACCAGGUCCCAGGUACCCAGCCAGCUGUGACUAAUUUCCAUCACCUGUCCCUCUUUGGAGGGAUACAUAAGCCGGCUGGCUGAGGUGGCCUGGGUUUUUGUCUUUUGUUUUUUUGUUUUUGUUUUCUUUUGGGUGCCAUUGGUUUUAGCUAUGGGUGGGUUCGGUUUCAUUUUAUAUUGUAGUUCUUGGGUUUUUAUGUAGUUUGUAUGUUGUAUUUUACUUUAUCUUGUACGCCGCCUAGAGUGGCCGCUUGUGUGGCCAGAUAGGCGGCCUAGAAAUAAAAUUUAUUAUUAUUAUUAUUUAUUUUUAUUGCAAAAAGCUGGCAUGGAAUUCAGCAUUAUAAAGAUUACAGACGGCUGAGGGGUUUCUAAUUUAAAGAGAAAAAAUUUUUUUUUGAUUUAUAAGACUUUUGAGUAAUAUAUGUCUGGGACUAUUUUCCGGUUUACUUUUUUUUUUUUUGACGAAUCUGCUCAUUCUUCCUGCUACUAAUUAUUUGGAUGCUGUGAAUUAAAGUUGUUUUGGCACUUUUGGACAUACAAGAGAUAAGACAGUUCGUCUUGUCUAGAGGGUGACGUCAGCUGGCUUGAAAGAUUAACUCCUUUGUAACUGGAUAAAGAAAUAAACUGUUCUUUGCUUGGGA